Varroa destructor (honeybee mite) is the source of this 6255-nucleotide messenger RNA. Its product is annotated as phospholipid-transporting ATPase ABCA1-like. The record is from RefSeq and is a predicted model, not a curated record. NCBI's taxonomy places the organism in Eukaryota, Metazoa, Arthropoda, Arachnida, Mesostigmata, Varroidae. Gene Ontology annotation, biological process: lipid transport; transmembrane transport. Gene Ontology annotation, molecular function: ATP binding; ABC-type transporter activity; lipid carrier activity. Gene Ontology annotation, cellular component: intracellular membrane-bounded organelle; membrane.
GGAAAACCUCAAAGUCUUGAUUCGUCGACAUAUAGAGGGCGCUGCCCUUGUGAGUUCAACCGGCGUCGAAAUGUCGUUCCGUUUACCUGCUUGCCCGGAUACAUAUUCAUCGUUUGAAAAACUGUGUAGAGAACUCGACGCCAAUCUAGACAGGUUAGGAGUAAGCAGUUACGGUCUGUCGGACACUACAUUGGAGGAAGUGUUCCUUAAGGUAACAAAAGUUGGCGAGUCUGCAAAGUCGCUGAGCACGGACCAAGUGUGCAAGGAGUACGAUCCCGCGCCGCCGUUCUGCCAAAAGCUGGCCGGCUUCUUCCGAGCUUUUCAUGACGGUAAGGACGACCGGGUGUCGAGCAACUUCCACAACAAGGACUACAAGGACAACGCCGAGACCUCAGAGGAGACCGGCCGCCUAACACAGGAUAGCUUCAUGAGCCACCGGCCAGACGUGGAUCUACCCGCACCGGUGUCAAAGGAAGUUGUAAUCGGUGCGCUGCUACAUCGCCGUCAGCUCGCGGCUAUGUAUCGUCGACGGUUGCAGCGAAAUACUCGUAAUCUAAAGGGGCUAUUCUGCGAAAUCAUUCUGCCUGCAUUUUUUGUCUUUCUCGCCCUCUUGUUCACGCUACUUAUCCCGCCACUGUCCGAGGAGCCCUCGUUAGAACUCCUCCCCUGGCUAUACGGCCCACCCAACAACGUCUUCUUUAGCAACGAAGACAACAUGGAUCCUCUGAAUGAGAAAUAUGUGGACACGCUACUGUCAAAACCUGGACUAGGGAUCCGCUGCAUGAAGAGCGUCCGACUACAGGACAUGCAGUGUAGGUCUGACUUGUUGACCAACACAUCGACCUUAGCAGAGCCGUACGACCUUGUGGCUGCCAACCAUGUUGAGACGUGCGAUUGUUCCGUGGGCACUCUCAAAUGCCCCCACGAACCACCGGCCCCUCCCUCGCUCAUUACACCUACAACAGAUGUCCUACUCAAUAUGACUGGACGAAACAUAUCCGACUGGAUUGUGAAAACCUGGAAACAAUAUCACAAAAGACGUUAUGGUGGCUUCCAGUUCGGCGUUAAGAAUCCUGUGGUUUCGCUUAAUUAUACGGUUUUACAGUUACUCGUCGAGCGAAUGUCCGAAAUGAGCGGAUUGGAUUCGCACGCUACGUUUGACAUUCUUGCUCAAAGGAUCACAAGCACACAGGUGCUCAACAACGCUAAAGUCUGGUUCAACAAUAAGGGCUGGGCUUCUUCCGUGGCCUACAUGAACGCCUUGAACAAUAUCCUAUUGAGAGCGCAUCUUCCACCAGGUGAAGAUCCGGCCGACUAUGGAAUAUCCGUGAUCAAUCAUCCGAUGAAUUUCACACAAAGUCAGCUGCAAGACGAACUCUUAAAACGCGGUGGACUGUCGCUUUUGCAUGCGACGUGUGUUAUCUUCGCGAUGUCCUUCGUGCCGGCAUCAUUCGUCAUGUUUCUGAUCGAGGACCGAGUGUCCGGUAGCAAACAUCUGCAAUUUGUGUCCGGUCUGAAAUUAUGCCUGUACUGGCUGGGCCAGUACUCCUGGGACAUGUGCAACUAUAUCAUUCCGGUCUUCCUGUGUGUGUUCAUUUUUAUGGCGUUCAAUGAAGAAGCAUACGUCUCCAAAGAUAACAUCGGAGCGUUAAUUCUGCUUCUUCUUCUGUACGGAUGGUCUUCAAUACCUCUCAUGUACCCAGCCUCGUUCUUAUUCGAUGUACCCUCCUCGGCAUUCGUUUCACUGUCCUGUGGUAACAUGUUCGUCGGCAUCGUGUCCACCGUGGCAACCUAUGUUCUCGAGCUAUUUGAUGACGACGAACUCUUAUCUAUUGCCAGAAUUCUACGAAAGGUAUUUCUCGUCUUCCCACAGUAUUGUCUCGGCAGAGGCCUAAUGGACAUGUUUGCUAAUCACCUUACCGCGGCCGCUUUGGCCCGUUUCGGCCUUAAGACGUUUCGGCAUCCGCUAGAAUGGGAAUUCCUUGGCUUAAAUCUUGUGUGCCUUGCUGGUCAAGGAAUUGUCUAUUUCAUCUUUGUCCUGUUACUUCAAUAUCGAUUUUUCCUCACGAAAAGACAAAUUCGGGUAAUGUUUGAUGCUUCGGAGCCGAUGGACGAGGAUGUGGUAAUGGAAAGGCAGCGAGUUCUCGGGGGAUGUGCGCAGGACUGCAUUCUUCGAGUUGAAAACCUCACUAAAGUUUACCGGGAGGGUCAGCACGCUGCCGUCAACCAUCUUUGCGUUGGCGUAAACCCUGGCGAAUGUUUCGGUCUUUUAGGUGUUAAUGGCGCGGGAAAAACAACCACAUUCAAAAUGCUAACCGGUAACACCACAAUCACAGGCGGCAACGCUUUCAUAUGCAAUUACAGUGUGAAGACUGAACUUGAUAUGGCUCGGCAGCAGGUAGGGUACUGCCCCCAGUUCGAUGCGAUCGACCCCCUAUUAACGGGCUACGAACAUCUCGAAUUUUAUGCUCGUCUUCGUGGAGUGCCUGAAAAGAACGUUGCCAGAGUGGCUGACUGGGGCAUACGCAAGUUGGGUCUUCGAAUGUUCGCACACCGUUGCGCGGGGACAUAUUCGGGGGGUAAUAAACGAAAGCUAAAUACAGCUAUUGCUCUGGUCGGCAAUCCACCUUUGGUUUUUUUGGAUGAGCCGACAACGGGUAUGGACCCAAAGAGUCGUCGAUUCCUCUGGGACUGUAUCAUUGACAUAGUAAGAGAAGGCGGAAGAUCGGUGAUUUUGACUUCGCAUUCGAUGGAAGAGUGCGAGGCUCUUUGUACACGCCUGGCCAUAAUGGUCAAUGGACAAUUCCGCUGUCUUGGUUCAAUACAGCAUCUGAAGAAUAAAUACGGGGCUGGCUACACCGUCACCUUAAAGAUUGCCACCGACGUCAAUACCGUAAUUAAUUACAUGGAACGCGUGCUUGGUGGCAAGGCACUGUUAAAAGAACACCAUUUAAAUCAGAUGCAGUACCAGAUCGAUCCAAGUGUCCCCUUAGGCGAUAUAUUCCGACACCUGGAAACUGCCCGCGCAAGCCCCGCCGGAAUCGAAACACAGGUUGAUUCCUUUAUGGCCGACAGUAGCUUAACUGCCAUUGAGUUCCUACCAUGUCUCCUCGAGGAUUACAGCGUGACGCAGACCACCCUCGAUCAGGUAUUUAUAAAUUUCGCUAAGCAACAGGGUGACGUCUCCGCUCCAGAACUGCCUAGACAUAGUCACCAGCACAGCUUCUCGGGAAAACCCUCCAACGGAAGAGGCAUGCUCAGGAAAAACUCGAAAAGAGCUCAAGCUGAUGUCGAGCUUCGCGUUAUUGACGCCGCUCUCGAUCAAAGCAGUAUUGCUCGAGUGUGAAUUUCAACAACACUCCUAACGUCUAUCGAUUGUAGGCAUAACAAUCUCAAAAAGAAAACGACGAAUGAAUGGUAUAUUAGCGAAGUAUCGAGCAACGCUCAUACAGCGUUCAGCGUCGUAAUGUCAGCGUGAGCAAUGCAGAUGGAAUAAGCCAGCCAAUCAAUUUAAGCCUAGUACCCUGGAAUGAUCAUCAAUCAGCAUUCAGUGAUAUAUAGUAAUUUAGUGAACUAGCAGAAGAUAGAUACGGAUAGGACGCCGCUGUCUUUUGCAGGAGGAAAAGUAAGGGCCUAGGUAACGCUAGUGACAGUCGUGAUCACAAUGAGUGGCCGUGAUAAAUGUUACUUUCAUUGUAUGUUAUGAAAGUUUAUUUCUGAUGCCGUCAACUAGGUCGCAGCACCGACUGGGAGAUAAUACCCGAGGGACGAGAACGAAUCUGCUGAUCCAAACCGGCAGUGGUGGUGGCUGUCAUGGUAACAGGGUGGGGAAAAUGGCAGGAUUAAUUCGGUGAAAAUGUAGAUCGGAUUUUAGACUACUGUUAUAAGAGGAGCAUGUCUUCUAGCAGAAAAUCUAAGCUGUUCAAGCCCAUAUGCCCACACAAACAAACCAAAACAUUUACACACACACGCAAAAACCCUUUCGUAUACAUCACGAGUUAUAUGAAGAAGAGAACAGCGACGAUCGUCGGUUUCAGCAAGUGCAAGCCUUUCGUAUUGCUGUUUUGAACGAGCUGUAUAAAAGACAACGACGAAAAUCACAGAGCAGCCAAACGUCAUCAUUUUCCGAUUUUCUAUAGCUUGUCUUCAGCGAGCCAAUGAUUUUCGCAAGUAGGAAUAUUGAAUGACGAGGUCGUUACGAGUAGGACGAGUAGAAAAAUCUGAACAAGUGUUUUGCCUGUCUAAUGGACAUCUACGUUCUACGAUUAAAGUUGAUUUCUGUGCACGGUGUGCCGUUUACGUUUGUCUGAAGGUGAAAAUACGCCUCUAGAAAUGGAAUAUGAACAAUUAGAAAAACGAAUGGAAUGAUAACUAUCUAGUUCUGCGCGAUACGUGAUGUUCCUCGUCCGAUUGUGAUUUUUGGGUUAUUAGGAUAUUUACUAUGCAGAUAGACGAUUUGACUAGCUAGUAAUCUAAAUACAGGCAAAUAAAUCUGCGAAGUGUAUUUAAAUGAUACGAGUGAUGCAUGACGACGACGACGCUAACCUUGUCGAGUCUUGAGCGGCAGCGCUCUGGACCCGAACGUCCGGUUGAUGUUUUAUUUUAGGUAAAUUGGUAAAGGACUGUUUUUGCGUACUAGAGAAGCGUUGUUUACCUGAUUGGCAUAGUUGUAGCUAUGAAGGGCAAUUCGUAAACACGUUUGAAAUUUGCAUUUAGAUCCAACGCGUGACAAGUUCCUACUCUUAAUGGCCGAAAUAUAUUUCACAAAGUUACUCGCGACAAUCACUAUAAUACUUCUGGCAUGCAAAAAAUCGUUUGCGCAAUUAGCGCGAGUGACAUUCUGCUUGCUCGAUAAUAAAUUAGGGCCCGUACAAGGAAACUUCUCAAGGUUCCUACCCUCCAGAAUAGGUAACCGCCUUAAUAUGCUUCGUAAAGCGCCGUCUAAUGGCUUCAAGAGUGGUUUGAAAAGUGUUCGCAAAACGACGUUUCCACAAAAAAGUGAGCGCCAGGAUGCCUGGUGGGGAAAAACAAACAACGAAGUUUCAAAUCACGAGACGAAGCUGAAGGACCCACGUGGGUUGCGAGCGAUAUACAGUCGAUAAUGAACAGCCAACACACGUGCUCGGUCAAGACAGGAAAGGUCGGUCUUAAUUUUUUCCAGGCGUACAAUGUGAUAGUAGAUAUUGAUCGUAGAGUGAGCAAUCUCCGUAGGCGAAGCAAUGGCACAACAAAAAAGUUUUUAUUAUUAUUAAAAGAAGAAGAUAGCCGUUAAAAAUAUGAUGGCUCUAAUUCCUGAUAGUACUAUCAUCGAAGGGUUGCCUACAACAGUAUCAGUAAUCUGUACACUUUAGCUUCUAUCUAGCGUAGAAAAAAUCGCCUAUUUGUAUCCACAGUACGACUGCAGCGCGCUAAUAAUAAUCAUAUGAAUGAUGGCGGUACGAUAGACCGACGACGACGGCGACGGCGAUCGUGAAGGUAGACGCUUAGCUGGCAGCCAGAACAGACGACCUGUCCCAUUAGUAUCAUAAUUGUACUAGCCCGUCAUAAAUGCUGAAUCGUACGUGCGCAGAAAUGGCCAGGAGACCAAAGAGUCGCUGAGUACCUAUUUCGGACGACGUUGAGUUUAUAUAGUUUGUUUAUUGUUAUUAUCAUUAAGAAUACUUUUAUAGUGAUUAAAUUGUGAUCGAAGUUUGCGGCCGGACCUACGGCUGACGCGACCGUAAUGAUAUCAAUAUUGACGGAUGAAGUUUUAGACGAGCCUAAUGCUAACGAGCGACGCAGACGAAACAAGAAGGAGGGGAACCAUUGAUUAUAUUCAGUCACUUUAUUAAUUACAGUAUAUUCUAAGCUUAUAAGUAGCGUUAGUGAUAUGUAGUAUGAUGAUAAAAUAUAAAAAAUAAUAACAUCUAUAAUGAAUAUGAUCACUCCUAACGAUGAUGAUGAUGCAGAUGACAAAAAAUAUACGGACUGCGUCAAUGUUGAUUUGGUGCGCGUGGCCUCGUAUGUGCCAGCCGUUAGUGAGUGUACGAAAAAAGCCUUCUCGAUACACAAAUAUAAAGGGAGAGUAAGGCUGUUUAGCUUUGGGCGAAACGUUGUUGUCUGCAAUGAAGGCUUCAAAGAGCUUAAUCGGAAUCAUGAAAACGCCUAAAGGACGACAGAUCGACCACCAGCCACUGUUUCCAGCUCAGGAAGAUGAUAAACAAAUGUCUGAUUUUUCUCCGAUAGUAGGCAGGGCAAGAUUUUUACUCAAUCAAA